Molecule: messenger RNA, 2064 nt
Organism: Ipomoea triloba (trilobed morning glory)
Lineage: Eukaryota; Viridiplantae; Streptophyta; Magnoliopsida; Solanales; Convolvulaceae
Product: protein ENDOSPERM DEFECTIVE 1-like
Exons: 2
Coding region: 111-1829 (572 amino acids)
Biological process (GO): centrosome cycle; spindle assembly
Cellular component (GO): centrosome; nuclear microtubule; cytoplasm
Molecular function (GO): microtubule binding
Source: RefSeq, a predicted model, not a curated record
ACAAAACUCUAAAACCUCUCUCAACACAAUACUUUCUCACUUCUUCUUCACUCUGAUUCCCAAUUCUUGCGGUUAGAUAACUUUUCCUCUCUUUGUUGCGGGAGGAGAAAAUGGCCGAGGCAGUCAGCGAAGCAGGCGAUUCGUGUUCACUGGCGGCGGCGACAGCUCCUCCGCCGCCGAUUCCUCAGAACCGACGGCCGAGGGUUAGAGAGGUCAGUUCGAGGUUUAUGUCUCCUCUAAUCUCGUCCUCCUCAUCAGCAUCUUCGAAUUCCUCCGCCGCAACUCCUACUCACGCCGAUCAUCAACGACCGAAGUCUGCGUACAGGCGACACCCUCAUCAGCAGUCCCUUCACGAACCAUUGUCCUCCCGUCCCGCGGAGGAUGAGAACAUUCCGGAUAUUAUGCGCAACUCUACUGGAUCGCAAAUCCUUAGUAAGGCAGCCUUACUGUCAACUGUUCAGAGGAAGCAGCAGAAAGCAAAGGUUUUGAAGGAAAAUGGUGGUGCUAGAUUGGAGCAACAACAGGUUGUUGAUGUCCCCCAAUCCAAAAGGGUGUCUUCAAGGCCUGAUACACCAAAUGUGACCGGUGCUGAUAGGAUUGUUCCAUCUAGAUAUCGACAAACUCCCCAGACUCUUCAUCGUCCGAGUCCAAACCAUGGUGCUGGAGGUGGUGGUGCACUUGUCAGUGCUGCUGCUAAACUGUUGCAGGAGGCCACUUCAGCUCCUGGAAGUCCUCGUUCAGUGAGUAAUGAUUCUGAUACAGAUGACAAAGUAAUUGGCCCUAGAAAGCUUUCGAAAGUGUCAACAGCAAAAGAUGAUGCAGAUUCUUCUGACAAUGAGUCUAUACACGGAAAAUCGUACCCAAAUUCUCCUGUUUGUGUCAGUAGUAAGAUGCGGACUCAGUCAGGUAUGAGGUCUUCCCUGCCUGAGGUUGAUAGAUGGCUUUUGGAGAGAAACUGCAACAGUGUGGCUAAAAGCAGUGGUGAUUGUGAUUCUCAUAAGUUAACAAUUCCCACAUGUGCUCGUUCACUGAACUUGACGAGAUCAAGCAGUGACCUUCCCUAUACUUCAUCCCCCUGGAUUUCUCUGAAAGCCAGUGACAUGCCUGGAACUGCUCCCUGUAGAUCAUCUGUAAAGAACCUUUGUCUUCCUCCACAACCAACAUCCACAAAGUUGGGAUUGGAUGCUAAGAAAGGAAGAAAGGUUCCUAAUCAACAAGAAGAUGUGCAUUCCCUAAAGUUGCUCCAUAACCAUUACCUGCAGUGGCGGUAUGCAAAUGCCAAGGCGGAGGUGUCUAUGCAGUCUCAAACUCUGGAAUCUGAGAGAAAACUCUAUUCCCUUGGAUGCAAGAUAAAAGAUUUGCGUGAUACUGUAAGCAGAAAACGCAAUGAGCUUGAGAUAUUGCAAAGAAUAAAAACUAUAUCCACCAUUCUUGAAACUCAAUUGCCAUAUCUUGAGGAAUGGUCCUCCAUAGAAAACGAGUAUUCAACUUCUUUAUCUGAAGCAGCAAGUGCAUUGCAGAAUUCCUCUCUCCGGUUACCAGUCAGUGGAGUUCGGGUUGACGUAAAAGAACUAGCUGAGUCCUUUAAUUCAGCUACUAAAGUGAUGGAAACAGUAGCAUUCCAUAUACAGAGUUUUGUACCAAAGGCAGAAGAAAUAGAUUCUUUAAUCUCUGGAUUGGCUAGGGUGAGUGGUGGUGAGAGAUCUCUCAUUGAGGAGUGUGGAGAUUUACUACUUAAAGUACACGCUUCACAGAUCAUAGAGUGCAGCUUGAAGGGGCAUAUGGUUCAGCUCCAUCGAACCAACUAUAAACCCCUGGGAAUGAUGUAAAUGUUUUGUCAAGUUCUGCAUUCUCUAUUGAAGUAAGACUUUUUGUCUCCUUUUAAAGCUUGAGUUCUCAAAAUCCCCUGCAGCCAGAAAUAAUAAGUGAUUCUGUUUGUCUUACAAUGAUGUAAAUUUCCUGUAAAAUACAUAGUACUUUGAUAAAAUUCCAUCACUGAUUACUGAUGGUUUUUGCCUUUUUUUUUUUGUUUUCAAUUUAACAAUGCAUGAUUCUUUGGGGACA